AUGCGGCGCGCGCGGCGAGGGCUGUUCGCGGGCAAGGAGGUCAAAUUCGGCAACAAAGUCAGCGAGGACGGCGGGAAUAAAACGCGGCGCAUGUGGAAGCCCAACGUGCAGUACAAGCGCCUCUACAGCUUUGCCCUUGACAAAUUCAUUCAGUUCCGUGUUACCACGUACGCCCUCCGCUGCAUAGACAAGGUGGGCGGCAUUGACGAGUAUCUUCUGCACACGCCGGAAAAGAAACUGAACUCGGAUGUGGGGUUGGUAUGGAAAGGAAGGAUCCAGGAAGCUCUCUGUGCUCAGUCUGCAACAGCCGGUCAGGGGUCUGUUGGAGCAGUGCCGGCUACUGGUGGUACUUAG
Messenger RNA from Closterium sp. Yama58-4, 354 nucleotides. NCBI's taxonomy places the organism in Eukaryota, Viridiplantae, Streptophyta, Zygnematophyceae, Desmidiales, Closteriaceae. The record is from the annotation of a GenBank genome assembly.